GCGCAUGGCGACCAGCUUUUGGAUGAACCUGGAAUUGGAAACGCUGGACUAAACUCCGUUAUCUUUGAUAGUGUAGGAACAAAAUCUGAUAAUUUAUCGAGGCUAAAUCGGUCUGCGUUAAGAUCAAAGGCUUUUUGGGGUAUUUUUUUCCUUCAAGCACGACGAAGUUUAAAAUGCCAUUGGUAAGUGGAAACCACUCCUCUGUCAAACGCUCCCAGGGUAACCACGCUGUUCUUACACCUUUAGAAGAUAUGUCAGGAGGUCGAGGUCAAGGUGGCGGAGGCCCACCACAAAAUUGUCUAAAAGUUUUCAUUCAACGAGACUACAGCGAAGGUACUAUGGUGAAAUUCCAGACACGAUUUCCCUCGGAACUUGAAGAUAGACUGGACAGACAAUCGUUUGAGUACACGAUUAACCAAUUGAAUAAUUAUUUCGCGGAAGCAGAACGUGCGAGCUGUUCUACGUACUGCGAGGGUUGUCUUGCUUGUCUGACAGGUUACCUAAUCUAUAUCUGUACAGAGACUCACUAUGAAAAAUGUUUGCGUAAAGUAGCAAAAUUUGUCAGCGAACAAAACGACAGGGUCUACAGGCCACGAGGUUUGUUAUUAACUGACCCAACAACACGAGGAUUGAGGUUAAUAGAGAUUUCUGUAUUGGACAGACCUGCGUCGUGACUGCAUGCUAGUCGAUCCACCGAGUUCUUCAUGUGAUAUGCCAACUUUCACUAUUUUCUACUUUGGUAGAGUCGUGUGGUCAUCUUAACUAAACAUAAGAUGCUAUCAAAUCCUAGCUAAUUAAAAGUAGCAUUUAUUCCUAUCACUACUAAUCGACGAAUCCCGUAUAAGUACAUAUCGAAAUUCAAUACAAUCGCUUAGUUCAUUACCAAAACGAAAAAAAUUCUGACCACAAGAUACCGAAGCAGUAGCAAAAUUCGCUUUUACAAUCAUCACUCCAUUUCUAUAACAUACUUUCGUCGGUUACUAAUUUCUGGCAUAAAUGUUGUUUACGAAACGCCCUUUUGCUGUUUAGGACAGACAUGAGAAAAACAACUUCGUAAUCGUCUUUUAUAAAAAUUCAUUUUACAAUACAAGAAAGAUCCGACUACAGAAGCAUUGAAUAGGUUAAUAGGUAAUUAGUUGAAUGAAUAAUCUUCCAUGCCUGUAUCAGACAAAGGCUUUGUUAUGUUCUGUAAAUAAUAGCCCAAUCGCCACGUACGGAUUUUCAAUUCUUGUGAAUGAGCAUUGACGAAAAUGUAUUGUCAAGAGAUUUACGCAGCUAUAUUAUCCGAUGGAUAAAAACGGUUUUUCUCGUAGCUUCAACUUGCGUUUAUUAAUUGGGCUACUUUGCAUUCUAUGGGGAUGCUAGACUUCUAUAUAUAUGAAAUAUAUUUACGUAUAUCUUGUUUGAACGUCAAUUGUAUCUCGCUCGAUUGUACAAAAAUGAUUGAUGUAAUGAAUUUGUAUAUAUAAACGAUGAUGAUGACGAUGACGAUGACGAUGACGAUGACGAUAACGAGGAUACGAUGAUAAUGAUGAUAACAGUAAUAAUAAUAAUAAUAAUAACAACAAUAACAACAAACAACAACAACAACAACAACAAUAAUAAUAAUAAUAAUAAUAAUAAUAACAAUAAUCUUUGGGAAUAAGCGUAUAGGUCGAUAAUUGUACAGACAAGACACCAGAAUUCCUAUGGAAUAUAGAAAAAACAGGAACAAACAAACAAAUAAAAGUAAUAUGGCGUUCUGAAUCGCAUCUAGUUUAAUAUUAAAUUAAGCUUAAAUUAUAAUACACGUUAAGGUAUAAAUAACCAAUAUAUACGUUUUACGACAAUGAAUGUGUGAACAAACAAAAAAUACCUACAAAAGUUGAUAGUAGUGGAAGACAAACGGUGGAGUACAUCUAAUAGAAGUGGAAUCAUUUUAUUUAUUCUCCAAAAUAUUUAAUUGCCAAAUGCAUUUAUUCUAUUUUGUAUCUCAUCUUUUUUUCUUGGUGCAAAGAGCAGUAGUAGAAAGAGAAAAAAAUUCAAAUCCAGUAGCUAACUUAGCUUACAGUUAGCCCCUUGCAUCCCAGAGAUUUGAAGAGCGCCGUUCAUGUAGCCGUAAAUAAGUAUACCUAUAUGUAUUGAUCAACCUAAAAUAACCUAAUAAUUUUAUACUGCAAACGUUUUAAAACUUUACAUACAUUUAUUUUACAUCUAGGUAGUUAUUCUUUCUUCCAUUAUAACUAUAAUUGUACUUCCAUUCUCAUUGCUUCACAAAACAAUCUUUAUUCAGAUCUUUGAGGAAAGAGUCAUUGUUUUUUUUGUUUUUUUUUUAAAUGUGAAUAAAAUGAACUAGCUACUUUGUUUAUUAAUAUCCUGCAACCAUUUGGUGUUGAAAAUUGAUUGAUAAAAAAAAUAGUUUCGGCGCGGAGAACUUGUGGUUUAGUUAUGAGCAAGAAAAGUUGCAAAAAUGAUAAGAGAAAAGAAAUAAGCUUAUAGAUAUUUCCAUAUUUUGUAAUCGCUAAGUUAUCUGAACAUAUAGUAUGUAAUAUUUAUAGAUAGUUAUACAUUGAUAAUUGAAAACUAUUAAUUAAUCGAAUGAUGGAUAAUUUAGAAGUAUAGGACCAAUUAACCGAGGACUAAUUAUUAAUAUUGUUAUUAUCGGUAUAGUUUAAUUUAUGUUAUGAGUAAUUUUCGAAUAACUCAAGCAAGAAAUUUCUCAUGGUUAAUCCGUUUUUAUUUUUUGAAGGAGACGGAUUUUACGGUUCACGCAGACCUUUGAAUGCAGAAACUGGUUGAAAUCCGGAAGUCUUAGUAACUGAACAAUUCUUUCUUAUACUUUUACACUGGUCCUGAAAGCACAUGACUGUUUCGUGCAGUAAAAAUCAAAGUAGCCUGCAUUAUUAAAUUAAAGUGUAUUGGUCAAAAUAUUGUUGUUAACUGGUAACUGUGUAAACAAAAUGCUCGAAGAAACUACUAGAAAGUA
Molecule: messenger RNA, 2965 nt
Organism: Athalia rosae (coleseed sawfly)
Lineage: Eukaryota; Metazoa; Arthropoda; Insecta; Hymenoptera; Athaliidae
Product: golgin subfamily A member 7
Exons: 3
Coding region: 174-674 (166 amino acids)
Biological process (GO): protein targeting to membrane; peptidyl-L-cysteine S-palmitoylation
Cellular component (GO): palmitoyltransferase complex
Source: RefSeq, a predicted model, not a curated record